Messenger RNA from Clupea harengus (Atlantic herring), 5318 nucleotides. It is a transcript of the gene acap2a, whose product is annotated as ArfGAP with coiled-coil, ankyrin repeat and PH domains 2a. The coding region runs from base 313 to 2808 and encodes 831 amino acids. Gene Ontology annotation, molecular function: GTPase activator activity; protein binding. NCBI's taxonomy places the organism in Eukaryota, Metazoa, Chordata, Actinopteri, Clupeiformes, Clupeidae. Gene Ontology annotation, cellular component: cytoplasm. The record is from RefSeq and is a predicted model, not a curated record. The transcript is spliced from 25 exons.
UCGUAUUGGCCACAUAUUCUGGCAUUCAUGUGCCUGACAAUAGCUAGCAGAAUGGGGUGGGACUGAAUUUUUGUUGAACGGAUUGACGUAGGGUCGUAGUAAUCGAUGCAAUGACCAUAAUAGCAAUACGUACCUCCAUGUGUUUUGGAAAUAUUUUACCUUUAUUGUCUUACGUAUUAUGAAAUAUAAUUGGUAAAUGCUAGAUAAUUGCUAGCGUUCAGUCGAGGCAGGGUUUCUUGUAUCUCGAUCGUUGGUUUUGGUGAAGAAGACGCAGGUUUCACAAGCGCAUUUUAUCUGACAACAACUGAAGCAAUGAAGGUGACUGUGGAUUUUGAAGAUUGUCUGAAAGACUCUCCACGAUUCCGAGCGACCAUCGAGGAGGUGGAGACAGAUGUGGGGGAGUUAGAGUCCAAACUAGACAAGCUAGUCAAGCUUUGUAUUGGGAUGAUUGAUGCUGGGCGGGCAUACAUCGUGGCCAACAAGCAGUUUGUUAAUGGUAUCAGAGACCUCGCUCUGCAGUCCACUAGAGACGUGGUUAUUGAGUCGAGUUUAACCAAAUUUGCUGAAAGUCUCCAAGAGAUGAAUAACUACCAUACAAUUUUAUUCGAUCAAGCUCAGAGAUCAAUAAAGUCUCAGCUCCAGACAUUUGUGAAGGAGGACCUUCGGAAGAUCAAAGAGACCAAGAAGCAGUUUGACAAGGUCAGCGAGGAGAAGGAGGUGGCUCUGGUGAAGAACGGUCAGGUUCCUCGGAACAAGACACACGAGGUGGAGGAAGCCACCAACAUCCUCACCACCACGCGAAAGUGCUUCCGCCAUAUUGCCCUAGACUAUGUGCUACAGAUCAAUGUCCUCCAGUCUAAAAGAAGAUCUGAGAUCCUAAAAUCGAUGCUGUCCUUCAUGCAAGCUCAUCUCAGCUUUUUCCACCAAGGCUAUGACCUAUUUAGUGAACUUCAACCGCUUAUGAAACAGCUCGGUAUACAGCUGGAUCAGCUUGUGGUUGAUGCUGCAAAAGAGAAAAGAGACAUGGAACAGAAACACUCAUCUAUCCAGCAGAAGGCAGCACUGCAAGACCUAUUCAACGAGGACACUAAGCUAGAGUACAAUGUGGACACAGAGAAUGGGAUUGCCAUGGAAGGUUACCUGUUCAAGAGGGCUAGCAAUGCCUUUAAAACAUGGAAUAGGAAAAAAGCUGAUAAUAACAGGCGCUGGUUCUCCAUUCAAAAUAGUCAGCUGGUUUAUCAGAAGAAAUUUAAGGAUAACCCCACUGUGGUUGUGGAGGACCUGCGGCUGUGCACCGUAAAACAGUGUGAAGACAGUGAGCGACGCUUCUGCUUUGAAGUGGUAUCCCCCACAAAGAGCUGCAUGAUGCAGGCGGACUCUGAAAAGCUGCGGCAGGCCUGGAUCAAAGCUGUGCAGGACAGCAUCGCCACAGCCUUCAGGGAGAACGGAGAGGAGCCUGUGACAAAGCUUGAUCGCAGGUCCUCUGCAUCACUGGGCAGUCUGGACUCGGGGGGCGACACCAGGUCCAUGAAGGGAGAGAGCGCCCUCCAGAGGGUGCUGGCCAUACCAGGCAAUGAGACCUGUGCCGACUGUGGGCAGCCUGAGCCCCGCUGGGCCAGCAUCAAUCUGGGCAUCACGCUCUGCAUCGAGUGCUCCGGCAUACACAGGAGUUUGGGUGUGCACAACUCCAAAGUCAGGUCCCUUACACUAGACUCUUGGGAGCCUGAACUGUUGAAGUUAAUGUGUGAGCUUGGAAAUGGAGUCAUAAACCAGAUCUACGAGGCCCGCAGGGAGGAGAUGGGAAGCAGGAAGCCUCAGCCUGCAGACCCUAGACAGGAGAUUGAGGCUUAUAUCAGAGCUAAGUACAUAGAGAGGAAGUUUGUCCUGAAGCCUUCUGCCAUGGAGCAGAGGGCAAAGGUCAUUAGCCUGAGCAAGCAGGAUAAGCAGCCGAGAAGCUGUGCCGAGUUCUUACCUCCACGACCGCCUCCACCCACCCCGAAGCUCCGCACGGCCUCCAGCACCUCAGUAGCAGCUACUGGCCAUGAAGCUCGCCGUGAUUCACUCUUCUGUCCUGAUGAGCUUGACUCACUCUUCUCCUACUUUGACACUUCCUCAAAGCUGCGGAGUUUGAGGAGUGCGGAUAGUGGCAUACAAAACAGUGCGGAUGGCAGUCGGGAAAUGCUGGCCUCAACUCCCUCUAGUAACAGCCUCAGUGAGCCAGAGCCUGAGUCUGAGUCCCCAGUGGCGUUGCAGCGGGGCGAGUCUCCCCCAGUGUUCUCAGAGCUGACAGACUUCUCGUCAGACCUGCUGCUCUACUGGGCUUCCUGCGCCUGUAGUCUCCCAGACAUGGCGGAGGCCAUGGCACAGGGAGCCGACAUCAACUGGGUCAACGCAGAAGACAGCAAUAGAACACCGCUCAUACAGGCUGUACAAGGGGGCUCACUGGUCACCUGUGAGUUCCUCCUUCAGAAUGCUGGCAAUGUGGACCAGCAGGAUAUCCGUGGCCGAGGUCCACUGCACCAUGCCACUAUUCUGGGCCACACAGGUCAAGUGUGCCUGUUUCUGAAGAGGGGAGCCAGACAGAGUGCUGUCGACACUGAUGGCAGAACCCCACUGUCCAUCGCUGUGGAGGCAGCCAAUGCGGACAUAGUCACUCUGCUGCGUUUGGCUAAGAUGAAUGAGGAGAUGCGGGAGACGGAGGGAGCGUUUGGCCAGCCAGGUCAAUAUUCCCCCCACAGCACUCAAACUGAGCAGCAGUACAAGAAAUGCAUACAGGAGUUUAUUACUCUUCAGCUGGACGAGUCUUAAGCCAAUAGUUUAUUACUCUUCAGCUGGGCGAGACUUAAACCAGCUAAUUAACAGUUAACAGUUCAUUUUAUUAUUUGCAUAUCAAUUGGCAACAAGACGAGCAUAUCAAUUCAACCAUACCCAAUACCUCAGCCAGACUAGAGCACUAUAAAUCUGAAAUCAGUGACAUGCAAACUGUACAUGCAAACAAGCCUCAGCAUCUUGGCAUGUUAUGUGUGCCCAUGUUGGCUAGCAGAAUGAUCAUGAUAUGAUUAUGAAUAUGCAUACACAUGAAGUUUGUAUGUUUUCCAAUAUUGGGGUCUCAGUAUUGAAUUUUUAACCCCUCACUGUACUGGUGCUUGUUUCCAACCUGUUCUGCAGGUUGACUGUUUUUGAAAAAAUGUAUGCAUUUUUAAUCAUUCAAGUUCAUGGAAUCGGAUAGUGAUACACCUACGUAUAUUGUGACCUCCCGCUUGAUUGGGUUGUAAGGACUUCAUGAUUCCAUGAUAAAAUGGGUCUCAAAGCAGGGUUUCUGACUUGACGUCUUCCUAUAACAGAGAGAGGCUGUCAUGUUAUCGCCUAGUUGCCCGAACACAUUUUGCACAUCAUCUAUAUUCUUUUAAUUUAUGUGCUCGGUGAUGAAGUCCAUUUCAUAUUGUAUUUAAUCUAUCCUGCUCCUAAUGCUAGUCUGUGUUGUGUGUAGAGUCUUUGAAUUCACUGUAUGCGUUGAAAUGCUGUGAAGUCCCUUUAGUUUGGAAGUUCGGCCCCUGUGCAUGGAAUGGUGAUCUUUGGUCUUGGCCGCCUACUAAAAUAACUUGAACCCAUUCUAGGAUGACAAUAAACUUUGGAGAAUGUAAUGAGAGAAGUGAAGGUAUUUGCUACCUCAUGCACAUGUGCAACAAACUAUUUCUUAUUGGUAAGUGAAGAGGGACAGCAUGAAAUGAUUUGGAGGCAUACAUCACGAGUAAGGGGGAAAUAUAACAAAUGCACUCGUCAUCUCCAGACAUAAUGGAACAUCUGUUGUCAAGCGGGCUAAAACCAGAAACCACUGACUCUGUGUGCACGGGCCCUAAAAUAGGGGGCCUAGUUCAAGCCAGGGUUGUCUGCAUCUCCCAUUUAGGCAGACUUACCCUGUUUCAUGCCCACUGAUUCAGUGGAAACCAUUACAGACAUUCAGUCUAAUAAGUGUUUCUCAACCUGUGCAUGUGCUUCAUAUCUUUCCAGUAUGGUAUUUACUGACUGUAGCCUCAAAAAGAUUAUGACUGAUCAUUAAGCUUCAAUAGCACAUGGCUGGAGUGAAUUAAUAUACUGUACAUUUACCAUACAGCCACUUCACCAUACAAUACUCUAAAAACGUAGGCAUACUGUAUGUACAAGAUAUAUAGCAAUUAAUAGUUAGAAUAUUCAUAAUGUUCACUUCAGUCCACUCAAUCUAACUAACCAACCUAACUGAGGUUGACGUGAACACCAAACCAGCACACGCAGUGGGUUGAGAGGCCUUUAACUGCAGGUCUUAGACAGCCCUUUAAAUGUCACUGUUUACCAGUUACUGUAUUCUUCAGGUCAGUACACUGCCUUGCAGAAGACAUACUACACACUUACCUGCCAGAGAGACUGUUCCAACUAAUCUAUGUAAAUCACCACAGCACACAGUCCAAGCAAAAAGAAAAAUAUAUGUUUAUAUUGGUCUUGUGUAAAAGCAUUUGCAGUCCUGCAGUGCACAUUAUUUUUUGUUGAUGCUAUAUACAAUAUCCCAUAAUAGUGAUGUAUUUUAUUCAAAUCACGUGUCUGGUGUUAAGCCACUCUCAAUCGUUGCAGCAGGGGUGACUGGUUAGCAGUCAGGAAUGAUAGAUUUUGAUUCCUAUGUUACAAUGUUUGCUGCGUACCUGUUCACAAAGAUCUGUAACACCCUGCAUUUGGGAACACUAAUCAUGUCUGUGUUUAAUCUUGUUGAGUGACCACCACAUUUAUUUUGUUUUCAUGUUGCGGUGCUCCGCAAAGUGAAAGAGUCGUCAUUGGACAAUGGAAUUAAUGCAUGAGACAGUCAUGCACUGAUCCUGUAAUAUGGCAGACUGCAGUGUGUUUGAAAGUGAAAUGUGUUUAUUUGGGGGGUAUUCUGUUAAACAUAGACUUUCAGUGGGCAGAGAGAUAAACUGGUCUGCCAAAGAUAAGCCCUAAGUACAGGGAAAGCCACAAGUGAAGAUGUGACCCAGUGGAAUACUUUAAUUGUUCUGUAUCAGACAGAGUUUUAGUAUGUGCUGAUCACAUCUAUUGGAUAUCUGAUGCGAAAGUCAGUAAGGUCAUGUAAGAAAGUGCUGUGUUGAUGGUUGUGUGAUAUUUUGGGAGGAGCGAGCUUCUGUCCUGGUGUUUCGCCUCGUUUCUCUUCUUGGUGGCAUGAUCCCUUUGCUGUGCGGCUGAUCCACCUGCAGUCGCUGCCGCCUCCUGUCCCCCCACUCCAGAGCUUGUGCCUUUUUCUGUUCUCUGAUUUCUUUGUAAAUCUGCACUUUAAAUACAGUAUGGUCAUUAGCAAA